AUGGAUAAUUUAUGCUGUUUCCCUCAGCUUUCAGGAGGACGUUCUUCUUGCGGCUCUGGGAAGGGAAGAAGCCAGCAGGGACCUGUCAAAUAUGGAUUCAGUUUAGUAAAAGGAAAAGCAAGUCAUCCUAUGGAGGAUUACCAUGUUGCUAAAUUUUUACACACGAAUGGUCGUGAGUUGGGACUAUUUGCUAUUUAUGAUGGACAUCUAGGUGAUAGUGUUCCAGCUUACUUACAGAAGCAUCUGUUUUCCAAUAUUUUAAAGGAGGACGACUUUUGGUCUGAUCCAAAUACUUCUAUUGCGAAAGCCUAUGAAAGAACCGAUGAGGCAAUUCUCUCGCAUACUCCUGACCUGGGACGAGGUGGGUCCACUGCUGUAACUGCAAUUCUUAUAAAUAGUCGACAUCUGUGGGUAGCCAAUGUUGGAGAUUCACGAGCGGUCCUUUCCAGAAAGGGGCAGGCUAUGCAGAUGUCCGUUGACCAUGAGCCCAACACGGAGCGGGGUAGCAUUGAAAACAAAGGUGGAUUUGUCUCUAACAUGCCAGAUUAUCUAGAACACGUGUGUCAUAUUGAAUCUGCUCUGAGACAGCUUAUCUCAACUGGAGACCAGGCAUAG
Messenger RNA from Fraxinus pennsylvanica, 615 nucleotides. The record is from the annotation of a GenBank genome assembly. NCBI's taxonomy places the organism in Eukaryota, Viridiplantae, Streptophyta, Magnoliopsida, Lamiales, Oleaceae.